Messenger RNA from Symbiodinium pilosum, 459 nucleotides. Lineage: Eukaryota; Dinophyceae; Suessiales; Symbiodiniaceae. The record is from the annotation of a GenBank genome assembly.
AUGGCGGCUGGAGGAACGCUGGUCUUCGGAGGCCGUGGCUUUGUGGGUGCUGCGAUUUGCAAAGAGCUGGCUCGUAGAGGGCUGACUCCAGUGAUGAGUCUCAGCCGCUCGCAGCCAAAAAGCCCAUCGGGAGAAAAAGGUGCGAUCCAGGAAGUCGGUGGAGUGGAUGCUCUGAAGCCAGAUACCUUCGAGUCUCUGCUGUCGGAUGCGCGUGCAGUUGUGAUUGCCAUUGGCGAGCCUCCCUGGGUCACCGAUAAAGAGCGGGCAAUGAGGUCGAACGGAACCACCAACAUCACCAUCAUGCAGACAGCAGCAAAGUACAAGGUUCCCCGUGUUGUGCUCGUCAAUGCUACCAUGCCCACCUGGGGCGUGAUUGCUGGAUACCGCGAGGGCAAGCUAGCCGCAGAGCGCGAAGCGUUGAGCUAUCCAGAAAAAUGCGCUUCACCCUGCAGCGUUCUC